This is a messenger RNA of Budorcas taxicolor (takin), 3228 nucleotides long. It is a transcript of the gene TTC34, whose product is annotated as tetratricopeptide repeat domain 34. The record is from RefSeq and is a predicted model, not a curated record. The coding region runs from base 1 to 3228 and encodes 1075 amino acids. Gene Ontology annotation, molecular function: protein binding. The transcript has 8 exons. NCBI's taxonomy places the organism in Eukaryota, Metazoa, Chordata, Mammalia, Artiodactyla, Bovidae.
AUGUCGGCCCAGGAGCUCGUGGCCUGCCUCUGCCGAGAGGGUGACCAGCACCUGGCCCUGGGGGAGACCCCGCUGGCCACCGCCUUCUAUCUGGCUGCCUUCAGCUGCCACGCUCCCUCGGCCCUGCGGAGCAUCCGAGCCUCCCUGCCCGAGACCCGGGGGUCAUCUGUGGUGGCCACCCUAGAGGCCUGGUGCCGAGGUGACAGCCAGAUCCCAGCCAUCCACUGGGACGGCAUGGCGGUGGUCUCCCUGACAGGGACCCUAGCCUGUGCCUUCCUGGCUACCCUCUGCCCCGACCACCCCAUCGCGGCCCUGCACUCCCUGGCUGGCCUGUUGGCACACGGGCACCAUGAGGAAGUGGUGCGGCGCUGUGGGGUCCUGCUGGACGCCCACUCCCAGCAGAGCCUGGAGUUGCGGCUGACCCGCGCCCUGGCCUGGGUCCUGUCCAGAACACAGGUGCACACCGGGGUGGCUGACUACCUCCAGGCCUUCGUGGAGAGUGCUGAUCGGACCGUGGCCUUCAUUCACACGCAUCAGCAGCCCUACCUCCCUGCUCUGGUCAGAGCCCUCCAGGACUACAUCUCAGAGCAUCAGGAGGCUGGGGACAGUGCCAGCCAACAGGUGACCAACUGCCAGGGACUCCUUGUAGCCCUGGACCCUGGGGGCAUCUGGAGCAUCACCCUGUCGCCUGAAGCCCUGCUCCAGCAUGGCAGGUAUGAGGACUGCCGGGCAGCCUGCAGCCGGGCCCUGGAGGCCGCCCCAACGGGUUGCAGACUCCAAGGUGAGCGUCUGGCCACCCUGUUGGUCACUCGCGCUGCAGCGACCUUUUUCCUAGACAGCGGGGCCCAAGACCUGCUUCGGGACCUGCACCGGGCCUUCCGCGAGAGCCCCUCGGGCGCUCGGAGGCAGUUCGAGGCCGUGCUCUCCGCCGGGGACCGGGAGCGCUUGCAUGCCCAAGUGCAGGAGGCUGCGGACCUGGGCUUCUCCCACUUUCAGGAGACCGUGCGGAGUCGCCCCGAGCUCCGCGAGGACUCUGGCCGUGAGCUGCUGGUCCCGGUGACCCGCGCGCUCCGGGUCCUGUGUCGAGUCGCCCCGCCCGGGGCGCGCCCGGCGCUGGGCGCCCGACUGGCUGAGUGCCUGCUGCUGGCAGGGGACACGGCGGGCGCCCGCGCGCUGUGCGAGCGCUUGCUGCGGCCCUCGCGCACCGGGGACCGUGCCGGGGACCGCGCGCCCCUGAUGGCGCUGCGCGGCUUCUGCGCGCUACACUCUGGCGACUCAGGGAGCGCCCAGGAGGACUUCCAGGCAGUGGUGGAGCUGGGACCGCCGCACCUGAGCGGCUGCGUGCGCGCCCUGUGCGGCCGCGGACUGCUGCGAGUGCUGGCGGGCAACGCCUUCCUGGGGGCACUGGACUACGUUACCGCCUGCCGCCUAGGCCCCGAGGAAACUCUGCUUGUCACCAAGACCUACGUGCCCUGGAACCAACGAGGGCUGCUGCUGACCGUGCUGCGCGAAGAGGGCCGCAAGAUGCUGCAGGGGAGGCCAGAGCCAGGACCCAAGAGCUGGCGGGGCCGCCGGACUAAGGCCGCGGAGACAGACAGCCGCGCUGUGCAGGAAGGGGAUGCGCGCGGCGUGCACCAGCUGGCCACACUCCUGAUGGAACUGGACACAGAGGAUGAGGUUUCGCGCCUCCUGGCAGCUGACGCCCUGUAUCGCCUGGGCCGCCUGGAUGACGCCCACAAGGCCCUCCUGGCAGCCCUCUCCCGGAGGCCUCAGGCGGCCCCUGUGCUGGUGCGGCUGGCCCUGCUGCAGCUCCGGAGGGGAUUCUCCUACGAUGCCAACCAGCUGGUGAAGAAGGUGGUCCAGUCCGGGGACACGGCCUGCCUCCAGUCCACCCUGGCCGUCUUCUGUCACGAGGACCGGCAGCUGCUCUGGGGCCACUGCCAUGCGAGGGCCCUGGCCAUCCUGCGGGCACGACCGGGAGGGGCCGAGGGCGUGGCCCACACCAGGGAGGCCAUUGCCUACCUCUCUCUGGCCAUCUUUGCCUCAGGAAAUCAGGCCACUGAGUCCCUGCUUGCCCGAGCCCGCUGUUACGGCUUCCUGGGCCAGAAGAAGACGGCCAUGUUCGACUUCACUUCCGUGCUGAGGACUGAGCCGGGGAACGCACAGGCACUGUGUGGCCGGGCACUCCUGCACCUGGCCUUGGAUGAGCAGAAGGAGGCUGUGGACGACAUCCUCUCCGCUCUGAGGCUCAGCCCAAGAACUGCAGUUCCCGAGAUCCGCUCUCUGAAGCCAGAGGCCCAGGCCCUCAUCACCCAGAGCCUCUCCUCCCGCUGCCGGACCCUUCUGAGUCAGCUUCCGGACACAGGGGCCCGCCUCAGUGACAAGGACGCCCAGAACCUCCUGGCUGCGGGGAAGGCACUGAUUCAAAUUGAUGCCAGGCAGCCCCUCUGGCACAUGCUCCUGGCAGAUGCGCUCGCUGCAGUGGGCAGCUUUGAGGAGGCCGGUGCCCAUCUGCAAAAAGUCCUGCACCUCACCCCUCCAUCAGAGGCAGCUCGCGCCCGGCGUGGGCUGCUCUGGCUCAAGAAGGGGGAUGUGGUGGCCGCUGCACAGGACCUGCAGUGCCUUGCAGAGACGGAUGCCCAGGACCUCGGCUUCCUGCUGUGUCUCCUGGAGGCUUCAGAGCGGCAGAGCCUCACCCAGGCCGCAGUCCAGGAAGCUGACACCCUCCUGAACUUGGGACAGCCCCGCCAGGCGCUGGGCUACUGCUCACUGGCCAUCCUGGCGGGCGGCAGCAGCACCUGUCACCUGCGCCGUCGGGCCACUUGUCUGGCCGAGCUGCGGGAGUUUAGCCGGGCACUUGGGGACCUAGACCACGUGCUCCAAGAGGGCUCGAGGGACAGCGACCUCCAGACACAAGUGGAGGACUUUUGCUCCCGGGGCCGCCUGCUGCUGGGUCUAGGGGAUGAGGCUGCGGCUGCGGGGGCCUUCGCCCAGGCCCUCCAUCUGGCACCCACCCAGGCCCAGAGCAGCCUGGGGGAGCGGCCAGGCCGGGCUCCAGCCACCCACAUACUCUUGUGCCAGGCUCGGUGUUGCCUGGUUGAGCAACGCUACAGCGAGGCCUGGACGGCGGCUGAGGCCGGCCUCCUGUUGGACCCAGAGCACAGCGGCCUGAAGAGGCUGAAGGCGAGAAUCCGGAGGGAGGCGUCCUCUGGCUGCCGGCUCCACUGA